AUGAGUCCUGCGUGCUCAAAGUGGAGCCUUCCAGAGUUUAGAAUGAUCGUCGUUCUUCAGUUCAUGGCAUUCUGUCUUGCCCUGGUAUCAACCGUCUUCCUCAUUGUGGCCACAUGGACCGACUGCUGGAUGGUGAAUGCUGAUGAUGACUGGGAGGUCAGUCAGAAGUGCAGAGGACUAUGGUGGGAAUGUGUCACCAACACGCAAGAUGGCAUCCGCACUUGUGACCAGUACGAGACCAUACUUGCAGAGCAUCCAUUGAAAAUAGUGCUCAGUCGUGCCCUGAUGAUCACAGCUGAUAUCCUGGCCAGCUUUGCACUCAUCAUCCUUGUACUGGGCUUGGAUGUCAUCAAACUGCUCAAGGAAGAGCCACACGUCAAACUAAGGAUAUGUUACUUUGCAGGGUUCAUUUUUGGCUUGGGAGGAAUCCCUGGAAUGAUCGGGUCUGUGUGGUAUGCUGUGGAUGUGUACGUAGAGAGGGCCACCCUCGUCUUGAAGAACGUCUACUUAGGAAUGCACUAUGAGUUUGGCUGGUCCUGCUGGCUGGGAAUGGCAGGUUCAACAGGAUGCUUCCUAACCUCCAUUGUGCUGACAUGCUGUCUAUACAUUUUUAGAGAUGCCAGGUCUUCACACUACAACAGGUCAAUAUACAAGUAUGGGAGAACGGCAGCUGGAAAGAAGUAUGCCAUGGAUUCUCGGGUGUAG
Molecule: messenger RNA, 705 nt
Organism: Scleropages formosus (Asian bonytongue)
Lineage: Eukaryota; Metazoa; Chordata; Actinopteri; Osteoglossiformes; Osteoglossidae
Product: claudin-16-like
Exons: 6
Coding region: 1-705 (234 amino acids)
Cellular component (GO): membrane; bicellular tight junction
Molecular function (GO): structural molecule activity
Source: RefSeq, a predicted model, not a curated record